AUGAGAUCGCAAAGCUCUCAGUGGCAAAGUCAAGCUGGAGUUAGAGCCACCUGCCGUACAUGCAAAGGCUGCCGCCAGAGAAAGGUAAAAUGUGAUGGUCAGCAUCCAAAGUGCGCCGCGUGUCGUACGAAGAACCAAAACUGCGAACAUCCAAGGGAUGGAAGAAGAAAUGUUGUGAGAGCUAAAAAGGAGGACAUAAGAUCGCUUCAGAAGCAGGUUGAAGAGCUGAAAACUCAGAUUCGCGGACAGACAACCGCAGAAGAUGUUUCGCGCACGGAUGACAUCCAUCGUCGUGACACCACAAAUCACAUAGAGUUCGGGCCUAGGUGUCCUAGGGACUGCACACCGGCAUUGGGCUGUCUAAAUGAAAGGGGUGAAAACUUAUGGCCUUCCUCAACGAGUCCUACAGAAUCGGAUCAAAGCUUACAGGGCCCACUUACUGGCCGAAAAGAGACAUGUGCUGAUCCAAGCUCUUCAGAGGGCCAUCAAAUACAGGUCUAUGGUGCUACGAGUCUACUACCAAGUUACCUGGAAGCUCCUUCGGCCAACUGCCAAUCCAAAGAAAAUGACGAAGACGCAUUUUCGAGAAACAUCACCCAGGAUCGACUCAUUGCUAUUUUAAGCAACAUCGAUUUUGAUGGCAUUCCCAAUCGGCUGCACUUUAUGUAUCUUUUGACAUACCGCUCGGUGAUCAUGGACAGCCUCUUCAAUAGUGGGCCUUACAUGAACAAGCUGCUUUUGAACGCUAUUUAUUUACAAAGUAGUCUAUACACGUACUAUGACCGAUUCAAAUCCCUACUCAUCCACUAUGUUGACAAACCCACUCUGCCCACCGUCGUCGCGCUGCUGACUUGUGGUGCUUGCCUACUACAAUACGGCAAACAAAGCGCUAGUUGGGUGUAUUGCGGUAUGGCAUAUAGGAUGAUCACUGACCUCGGGUAUCAUUUGGAGGAUCAAAGGUCUUCCCAGAGUGGCGAAGAUGCCAGGCUCUCAGCUUUAGAUAAGGAGGUCAGAAGGAGGGUCUACUGGGGAGCAUAUGCUACUGACAAGUUCCAAUCUCUUUACCUGGGCCGACCUCCAGGGCUUCAGCAAUCUCAUAGCAAUGUGGCUCAUGAUUUCUUGGACUCUUACGAAGAAUUAGAGGAGUGGAAACCGUACAUCGAUCCCCGAACUCGAGUUGUUAGUGACAUCAGCGUCCCAGUUUACCCAGGUCGACCUUCAUAUGCUCUGAGCACGUUUCAGUGCUUACUCCAGCUCUCCAUUAUUUCGGAGACAAUCAUAAACGCGUUCUAUUCGACUAAUGAUGCUAAGGCAUCAGAGCAAAUUCUAGUGAAAAGCAGAGAAAGGGUCAAAGCACAACUGGACCAUUGGAGAGAGACCCUUCCAAGGCAUCUACUGUUUAACCCAAACACGGAUGAGACACCUCCACCGCACCAGAUGACACUGUACACAACAUACUGGACCUUGGUCAUUCUGACUGAGCAACCAUUUCUUCGACGUGGUCAUUUCGAGUUCACUCCAAUCCCAGAAUUGCAAUAUCAAUCAAAAAAGAGAUGUAUCGAAGCUUCUCUUGAAAUUCGAGACCUCAUUGCAGAGUAUAAAAAGGCAUUUUCCCUUAGACGCGCCCAGUACGGUAUUUCAUACGCGAUGUAUGGCGCAGUUCUUGUUCUGCUCCAGCACACUGACCAAGAUUGUGAGGAAUAUAGUGAGGCAAUCAGGUUCUUUUGGCUUGCGUUGCUCAAAUCACGCAUGUGUCGAAUUGAGAAGCUAGUACAGCGCAUUGAUCUCGAUCACCCAGGUGCUACGGGAGGACUGGCUUCCAAUGUCCAGCUUGGAACUGAGCCUAUUCCAGCAACAGAGGCUUUCGGGCAAGGGGAAUCUUGGAACGAACCCUGCCUCAACGUAGAGACUGACGAUUUGUUCUUUGCUGAUGACACUAUAUUUGGCUUCUUCGCCCAGGAAUAA
Aspergillus pseudonomiae is the source of this 1965-nucleotide messenger RNA. Its product is annotated as transcription factor domain-containing protein. Gene Ontology annotation, biological process: DNA-templated transcription; regulation of DNA-templated transcription. The transcript is spliced from 9 exons. Gene Ontology annotation, molecular function: DNA-binding transcription factor activity, RNA polymerase II-specific; zinc ion binding; DNA binding. Bases 1 to 1965 code for a protein of 654 amino acids. The record is from RefSeq and is a predicted model, not a curated record. Lineage: Eukaryota; Fungi; Ascomycota; Eurotiomycetes; Eurotiales; Aspergillaceae.